CGAGAAAUAGAGCCAUCAGAAUGAUGCUUGACACGAUAGACCUAACGGUUCCCAAGAACAUUAUAAUGAGGCAGGUGGGGCACGAAAUCCCAUGUGUGAUUGACCAAUAAAGCUUCAUUUUCUGCCGAGGGCAGUGGACCGCUCAUUGUAUUAGAGAGCCUCCUUGAUAGUGUGGGGAUAAAGAGGAGGCGGCCCAGGUUGGAGUUGGGCAGUAAAUAGUCGCUUCUUGGGACGUAAAAUACUCCUAUGAGCCAGAGUUUGCAUGAGAUGAGACCUCAUGAUGGGUGGCGGGGGACCAGAAGAGAGAGGUGGCCCAGAUGGUGGAGUAACCAGCCCAGCAGGAGUGGGCGAAUGGGAAGGGCCCGACAGAGAGGCAUCUUGCGCUGGGGAAGCAUCUUGCGUUGAGGAGGAAUGGGCCGGUGGAAGCCCACUGGUGGAAACGGGAGUAGAGCAGCUCGGCAAAAGGGAAAUGGUAGGCGACUGGUCGAGUAGCCAAGUGGCUAGUUGUGGCGGCUCGGUCGAAGUGGUAGGGAGACAACCUAGAAAUUCAUUCUCAACAAAGACAACGUGACGGGACAGAAAAGGCGGUGAGUGGUGGGAUUGAAACAACGAUAGGCAUUGCGUUGAGGACAAUAACCUAGAAAGAGACAUGGACGAGACCGGGGAUUGAGCUUGUGAGAAGAAUAAGGACGGAGUCAAGGAUAGCAUAAACAACCAAAAACUCGAAGUUUGUGAUAGUUAGGAGGCAAGCUGAAGAGGAGAGUGUAGGGAGUUUUACCACGUAAGGCGGAGGAAGGUAGGCGAUUAAUAAGAUAGAUAGUAGUGGAGAAAGCAAAGGGCCAAAAAGAAGUAGGGUGCUUAGCAUGAUGCAGCAAAGUGAUACCCGUUUCAACGAGAUGACGAUGUUUUCUUUCAGCCAGACCAUUAUGUUCAGGAGUACGAGGAGGAGUAAGAAGAUGAGUGAUGCCAUGGUUAAUAAGAUCAUAACGCAAUU
This is a messenger RNA of Linum trigynum, 994 nucleotides long. Lineage: Eukaryota; Viridiplantae; Streptophyta; Magnoliopsida; Malpighiales; Linaceae. The record is from the annotation of a GenBank genome assembly.